GGACGCCACCCAUGUGGUCUGGGGUUCGGACCCAGCUAGGCGAAACGCGCCGGGAAUCGAUGACGGCUGGGGAAACUCGGGCAAACCUUUCUUGGGGAAUCACCCCUCCGACACCCCACCGCCCAGGCGCUGCAACGGAGGGUGAGCGGAGGACUAGACGCUUGAAGAAAAGCUGCCAUCCAAGAAGACGACAUGCUUUCAGCACCCGCCCCCCCCCCCCGUAUGGGAAUGUUCACAGCUGGAUGAACAGCGAGAGGGUUCGCAUGUGUGGGAUCAGCGACGACAGGAAAAUUCCUGUAAACGAAGGUGACACUUCAAAGGCCUUACUGGAACUAAGGGAAGAAAACCCCUUGAAUCACAACGUGGUGGACGCGACCACGGCCCAUCGGAUCGAUGGCCUGGCAGCGCUGAGCAUGGACGCACGCACCGGCCUGAUCCGGGAAGGGCUGCGUGUCCCCGGAAACAUCGUCUAUUCUAGCUCGUGUGGACUGGGCUCAGAGAAAGGGCGGGAGGCUGCCACAACCAUAGGUGGUCUGGGGUUUUCUUCCGAAAGAAACCCAGAGAUGCAGUUCAAACCGAAUACACCCGAGACGGUGGAGGCCUCCGCUGUCUCCGGAAAACCCCCAAAUGGCUUCAGUGCUAUAUACAAAACGCCACCCGUAAUACAAAAAAGUGCUGUCCCCACGGCAGAAACACUGGGCUUGGACAGACCUGCCAGCGACAAACAGAGCCCGCUCAACAUCAAUGGUGCUAGUUACCUGCGGCUGCCCUGGGUCAAUCCCUACAUGGAAGGGGCCACGCCAGCCAUCUACCCUUUCCUCGACUCGCCAAAGACGUAUUCCCUGAACACGUACAAGGCCUUGCUACCUCAGCAGUCCUACGGCGUGGCCCAGCCGCUGUAUUCUCCGGUCUGUACCAAUGGGGAGCGAUUUCUCUACCUGCCGCCACCUCACCACAUCAGUCCCCACAUCCCAUCAUCCCUGGCCUCGCCCAUGAGACUCUCGACGCCUUCGGCCUCACCCGCCAUCUCGCCUCUGGUCCACUGCGCAGACAAAAGCCUGCCCUGGAAGAUGGGCGUCAGUCCUGGGAACCCGGUCGAUUCCCACUCGUAUCCCCACAUCCAGAACAGUAAGCAGCCUAGGGUGCCCUCUGCCAAGGCGGUCACCAGCGGCCUGCCGGGGGACACGGCUCUCCUGUUGCCCCCCUCGCCUCGGCCUUCACCCCGCGUCCACCUUCCCUCCCAGCCCGCUGCGGACACCUACUCCGCGUUCCAUAAGCACUGUGCCAGGAUCUCCACCGCGCCCUCGGUCACCCUGUCGAAGCCAUACAUGACGGUCAGCAGCGAGUUCCCCGCGGCCAGGCUCUGCAGCAGCAAGUAUCCAAAGGCUCCAGAAGGAGCCGAAAGCACCCAGCCAGCUCCCGGGCACACCCGGAAAACAGCAGGUGAAGACAGAAAAGAUGGCAGCUCACCUCCUCUCUUGGAGAAGCAGACGGUUACCAAAGGCGUCACCGAUAAGCCACUAGACUUGUCCUCUAAAGUGGUGGAUGUAGAUGCUUCCAAAGCUGACCACAUGAAAAAGGUGGCUCCCACCGUCCUGGCUCACAGCAGAGCUGGAAGCGGCCUAGUGCUCUCCGGAAGUGAGAUUCCGAAAGAAACUCUAUCUCCUCCAGGAAAUGGCUGUGCUAUCUAUAGAUCUGAGAUCAUUAGCACGGCUCCCUCGUCCUGGGUGGUGCCCGGGCCAAGUCCUAACGAAGAGAACAAUGGCAAAGGCCUGCCGCUGAAAAACAAGGCCUUGGACUGGGCCAUCCCGCAGCAGCGCAGUUCUUCGUGUCCCCGCAUGGGUGCCGCCGACAGCGUGGUCACUAACGUUUCGGGGUCGGUGUCGAGCGUGGGCCGCCCAGCCUCUGCGUCGCCGGCCCCAAAUGCCACCGCCGAGGGCAGCGAGACCAGCAGGAGCUCCGUGGAUACCACGCCAUCCGUCAUCCAGCACGUGGGCCAGCCCCCGGCCACACCUGCCAAGCACAGCGGCGGCACCGGCAGCAAGGGCGCCAAAGCCAGCAACCCAGAGCCGAGCUUCAAAGCGAAUGAGAAUGGCCUCCCGCCGAGCUCAGUAUUUCUCUCACCAAACGAGGCGUUCAGGUCCCCACCAAUCCCCUACCCCAGGAGUUACCUGCCUUACCCAGCGCCCGAGGGCAUUGCCAUAAGUCCCCUCUCCUUACACGGCAAAGGCCCUGUCUACCCUCAUCCGGUGUUGCCCAAUGGCAGUCUCUUUCCUGGGCACCUCGCCCCAAAGCCGGGACUGCCCUACGGGCUACCCACGGGCGGGCCGGAGUUUGUGACCUACCAGGACGCGCUGGGGUUGGGCAUGAUGCAUCCCAUGUUGAUACCUCACACGUCCAUCGAGAUCACUAAAGAGGAGAAACCGGAGAGGAGGUACCGGUCCCACGAGAGGAACCGCUACGAGGACCCAAGCCUCCGGAACCGGUUUUCUGAGAUGCUGGAAGCCGGCAGCACCAAGUUACAUCCAGAAGUCCCCGCGGACAAGAACCUAAAGCCCAGCCCCAGCUGAAAUCAAGGGAAGACCGUCGUCAAGAGUGACAAGCUUGUCUAUGUAGACCUCCUCCGGGAAGAGCCAGAUGCGAAAACCGACGCUAACAUGUCCAAACCCGGCUUCAGAGCUGAGAGUGUCAGCCAGAGUGCCGAGCCCACCAAACCCCCGCCUGACCCGGCUCUACAGCCACACCGGGAUUUCAUUGCCCUGAGAGAGGAGUUGGGGCGCAUCAGUGACUUCCACGAAGCCUAUACUUUCAAACAGGCUCCGGGCCAGCCAGUCUCCGGCUUAAGCAAGGAGAAUGUUCCAGCGGUAACCAACAAGGAGAACCUGGCGAUGCCGGUCUCGACUCCAUUCCUGGAGCCGACCCUGGGGAGCGACAGCUCUGCGGUCACUUUCGGGAAAACCCAAGAGGAUCCCAAACCAUUUUGCAUGGGCAGUGCCCCACCGAGUGUGGACGUCACCCCCACCUACACCAAAGACGGAGCUGACGAGGCAGGAUCAACCGAUGGCAAAGUUCUGAAACCGAAGCCAUCUAAGCUGGCAAAGAGAAUCGCAAACUCCGCUGGUUACGUGGGUGACCGGUUCAAGCGUGUCGCUACUGGACUGUACGCAGACUCCAGUCAGCUCGGCCGGGAGCAGCGGGCAUUGCAGCAUGCAGUGAUGCGCUUCUCAGAGUUGGAGAUGAAAGAGCGAGAAGGUGGCCACCCCACAACCAAAGACUCUGAGGUGCGCAAAUUCAGCCCCGCUGACUGGGAAAGGCUGAAAGGAAGUCAGGACAAAAAGCCAAAGUCGGUCGCCCUGGAGGAGGCCAUUGCCGACCAGAACGACAGUGAGAGAUUGUGCGUGCUUGUGGCCUGUGGCCUGCAGCCUGCUCCGGACCCCAGAAACCUCACCGGUGAUGGGGAGUGUUAUGAUGGAAGCAAACCUGACCCCUUCGAAGCCCCAGAAGACAGUGAUCUUCCUGAGGACAUGGACACGGAGCCCCCGAGAGAGUCCCCCGCCGACCAGGCGGCCCCGGACGCGUCACGCAGCCCCACCCUCCGGCUGAACAGAAAGCGCAAGGUGUCUGGCGAUAGGAACCACACUGAGACCACUGUGCUCCCGGAGGACUCUCUGCUGAAAGCCAAGCGGAGACGGGUCUCCAAAGCUGACUGGCCGAGGGAAAUGACAAACAGUUCCUCUAACCGCUUAGAAGAGCCACAUUAUAGUGAGCUGACCAACCAGGUGUGCAUUGAAUUAACAGGGCUCCAUCCCAGAAAGCAGCGCUGCUUGCUGCACCUUAGAGAACGGCGGGAGCAGCAGGUGUCGGUAGCAGAGAGCAAACCUGGCCGGCAGGGCAGGAAGGAAGUGACCCAGGCGGUUCAGCCUGCGGUCACCCCCCAGGGCAAUAGCAUCUCCGAAGAAAAACCUGGCAGGAAAAGGGCAGAGGCCAAAAGCAACAGCAGCUGGUUGGAGGAGUCCCUUAAAUGCAGUGACAAUGAACAAGAUGUGCUGUGCAUGGACGAAGGAAUGUUUCGGCAGCCUUCGCCCCUGCCGCAGAAAUACACCAACAACAGCGAGAAACCAUCCGGGAAGCGACCGUGCAAAACCAAGCAUUUGAUCCCUCAGGAGCCCAGGCGGGGCUUGCCGCUGCCAGGGGACUCCUACGUGGACAAUGCGGAUGGCAAGGAGCGGCCUGAGCCCAGUUCCGACUAUGAUCUUUCGCCGGCCAAGCAGGACCAGAAGCCCUUGGACCGUUUGCAGCAAUUGUUACCAGCUUCCCAGGCCUCGCAGCUGACACGCUCAAGCUCCCCUCCAGAGACCACCCAGUCCCGCCCGAUGCCACCGGAAGCGCGGAGACUUAUUGUCAAUAAGAACGCAGGCGAGACCCUCCUACAGCAGGCCUCCCGGCUUGGCUACGAGGAAGUGGUCUUGUACUGCCUGGAGAACAAGAUUUGUGAUGUGAACCACCGCGACAACGCGGGUUACUGUGCCCUGCACGAGGCUUGUGCAAGAGGUUGGCUCAACAUCGUACGACACCUCCUUGAAUAUGGCGCUGAUGUCAACUGCAGUGCCCAGGAUGGAACCGGGCCUCUCCACGAUGCUGUCAAGAAUGAUCAUCUCGAAAUUGUCCGCUUGCUCCUCUCCUACGGUGCUGAUCCUACCCUGGCUACGUACUCAGGUAGAACCAUCAAGAAAGUGAACCACAGCGAACUUCUGGAGAAGUUCUUAACAGACUGUUUAAAUAACCUGCAGGCUCCUGACGACUCUUCGGAGUUCUCUGGCAGCUGUGUGUGUGAACCAGAUGAUGAAAGUGGUUACGAUGUUUUAACAAAUCCCCCAGGACCGGAGGACCAGGAUGACAACAACGAGGCCUAUGGUGACCUAUUGGAAUCUGAAUUUUCUGAAGAACCCCUUUUGCCGUGUUAUAACGUCCAGGUGUCCGUCGCUCAGGGGCCUCGUAACUGGCUGUUGCUCUCAGACCUGCUCAGGAAACUGCAAAUGUCCUCCUGCAUAUUCCGCUGCAAUUUUCCAAAUGUGGAAAUUGUCACCAUCGCGGAGGCCGAGUUCUGCCGGCAAGUGUCAGCAAGUCGCUUAUUCUCCUGCCCCAAAGACCUGGAGUCCUUUAAUCCAGAAAGUAAGGAGCUCUUAGAUCUGGUGGAGUUCACGAACGAGCUUCAGACUCUGCUGGGCUCAUCCGUGGAGUGGAUCCUCCCCAGAGACCUGGACUCAGACGACGACUGGUGAGCUCGCCGGGGCCCGCCGUGUACAGUGUGUCAUGGUGUUAAUCCUUGUGCAUAUGUGUCCUAAUACAACUAUUUCUGUAAAGAAAGGACACUAUGAGACACGACUCCAGUCGGAAGGACUUCAAAACAUGUUUUUUUCUUUUUAAAAUUUUAAGUCAGUUUUUAUGAAGUUGUUAAUAAAGUUUCUUUACUUUUCAAUGUA
Mesoplodon densirostris (Blainville's beaked whale) is the source of this 5483-nucleotide messenger RNA. Its product is annotated as BCL-6 corepressor-like. NCBI's taxonomy places the organism in Eukaryota, Metazoa, Chordata, Mammalia, Artiodactyla, Ziphiidae. Gene Ontology annotation, biological process: negative regulation of transcription by RNA polymerase II. The record is from RefSeq and is a predicted model, not a curated record. Gene Ontology annotation, cellular component: nucleus. Gene Ontology annotation, molecular function: protein binding; transcription corepressor activity.